Messenger RNA from Parnassius apollo (apollo), 576 nucleotides. NCBI's taxonomy places the organism in Eukaryota, Metazoa, Arthropoda, Insecta, Lepidoptera, Papilionidae. The record is from the annotation of a GenBank genome assembly.
AUGGGACACCCAACUUGUCAUUUUGAGGGACAUCUCAACUCACCAAUAACAGACGAUGAAGUCAGAUUCAUACUUAAUCACGACAAAUUCUUUUGUUUACGACACAAAAGACUCAAGGACUUUUUCAAUUCUCAAUUUAAAAGCUUAGUUCCUUAUUUUGAGUAUGACGGCUGCUAUUGGUCUCUGAUGGAAGAAGUCAUCUCAACAUGUAAAUUUAAAGUUCCCCAAGAAGAGCCGGAUUAUAGUUUGAGGAUUAUAUACGAGGCAUCGAUUUGGAACACAAGAAUACAUCAUGAAAGCUAUUACGGAACCGAGAUGGAUGUAUCAGAAGAACUGGACAACUUCGGAGCUAUUCUCCAGGAAAGUACAGUCCAAGACUUGUACAGAGUCAAGACACGAGUGGAACAUAUUAAGAGUCUCCUAACCAAUGUAGAACACACUCUAGGAGAGUUUCACAUUCUAUCCGACAAUCUGAUAGUUGAGAAAGAACUAACAAUUCUUACCAAGAAUGGGAAGAGUUAUCUUUACCCUACAACGUUACUUAUGUGUGUACUAGACAAUCUCCAAACCAGAUUC